GCAUCACGAAAAAAGACGCUCUCCUACUAAACGUCAUCCCUCUCCCCAAUUGCAUCUCGCAACCAGACCCUCGCCGCCGCAAAUCCUCUCCCCUCUCCUCCGAUUCACGAGAUGGCGCCACUCGCACACGCUUCCCGCACUUGCCUGCGGCAACUGGCGCGCACCAGCCCGUCGACGGCUGCGCGCGCGCUCAGCACCUCGGCCGCCCGGAACGACUCGACCGCCACGAGCUACUCGAGCCCCUUCAAGGGCGCCCAGAAGGGCAGCAGCAUCCCCGACUUCUCCAAGUACAUGAGCAAGGGUUCUGCCGGCACCAACCAGCUUUUCGGAUACUUCAUGGUCGGCACCAUGGGCGCCAUCACCGCCGCCGGCGCGAAGUCCACCGUCCAGGAAUUCCUGGUCAACAUGUCCGCUUCCGCCGACGUUUUGGCCAUGGCCAAGGUUGAGGUCGACCUCAGCACCAUCCCCGAGGGAAAGAACGUCAUCAUCAAGUGGAGAGGCAAGCCCGUCUUCAUCCGCCACCGCACCCAGUCCGAGAUCGACGAGGCCAACAAGGUCUCCGUUUCCUCCCUCCGUGACCCCCAGAAGGACGACGACCGUGUCAAGACCCCCGAGUGGCUCAUCAUGUUGGGUGUCUGCACACACUUGGGAUGUGUCCCCAUUGGCGAGGCCGGCGACUACGGCGGUUGGUUCUGCCCCUGCCACGGCUCCCACUACGAUAUCUCCGGCCGUAUCAGAAAGGGACCCGCUCCCCUCAACCUCGAGAUCCCCGAGUACGAAUUCCCCGAGGACGGCAAGCUGGUCAUUGGUUAAGCGGGACCACUGUAUGAGUAUUUGAGACGAACGGCAGCGGGAGAGUACGAACGGAGGCCAGCACAUCUCUCUCUCCUUUGAGGGAAGGGGGAGGUGUAUGGCCGAAAUGAUGGCAACAACAAACUACUAGAACAACAUUUUCUUUUGCAUCGGAGACCGAGCUGGUGCUGGUUUGGCUUCCCACAAGACGAGAGAGAGGUGUCCAUUUUCUUUUUUCUUAGACGUGUCCCUAGGGCAAUAAUGCCAAAUGUACAAAAGUCAAUGAGCGUCCAGGAACAAGCAGUCUCGCAACUUUA
Molecule: messenger RNA, 1109 nt
Organism: Colletotrichum phormii
Lineage: Eukaryota; Fungi; Ascomycota; Sordariomycetes; Glomerellales; Glomerellaceae
Product: Rieske [2Fe-2S] iron-sulfur domain-containing protein
Exons: 4
Coding region: 112-813 (233 amino acids)
Biological process (GO): mitochondrial electron transport, ubiquinol to cytochrome c
Cellular component (GO): membrane
Molecular function (GO): quinol-cytochrome-c reductase activity; 2 iron, 2 sulfur cluster binding
Source: RefSeq, a predicted model, not a curated record